AUGGUGUCACAAGUCGAGCCCUCGCAUUCCCUCGCCCGUCGCGGGCCCUCCUCCGUCGUCUCUCGAUCCUCGAGGCAUCGUCGUCACGGUCACGGACGGUCCCACGCCGGCGGGUCUUCGUUCGUCCCGCAGAACGAGUUCCCCAUUUUCUCGCACACCGGCGACGUCGAGAUCCUCGUCAAGGGCAACCGUUACCUCCUGCACCGCUUAAUCCUCACGCAGUGCUCCGGCUUCUUUGAGGCGAGCACCAGCCAGGAAUGGUCGAAAGCCAGCAGCACGGGCAACGAGGGCGGGGUCGAGCUGGCAAGAAUAGGAGAGGACUUUUCGGGGAGCGAGGAGGCGAGGAACACGGAGGCGGGUGGGAGGAAGAGAAGGUGGUGCUAUGAGCUCGAUACGGGCACGAACGAUGAGGAUGUGUCGAUGCUCGUGCAGAGAGAGAAUACUACCCAGGCGUCGUCGAUUUUUGGGUCGGCGCCGCCGCCUGUACGCAAUAAACCGUCAUCCUCGAAUCCUUCGUUCUUCCGCUCCGUCGCCAACCUCUCUCUCACCUCUCCCCAAGCGCCGGCUGCCCCUCCGCCGAGCCAGCGAGACCAAGAACUACUCAACGAUUACGACAACCUCUUUCGCAUCUUCUACAACUAUCCACCGGCUCUGGACCCGAUCGAUAUAGCGAGCGCGUAUCUCCAGUGCAAGUCGCUAUUGACACUCGCGGAUCUGUACGAUGCGCUCGCAGUCGUAGGGCCGAGGAUCGACCACCACCUCUUGCAGUUCCAAUCCCGGCUCUGGAAACAGAUUGCUAAAUACCCAUCCUCGUACCUCAAGCUCGGCUACCUCGCGCAGUCGAAGUCUAUCUUCCAGGAAGCCCUCAUCCAUGUCGUCGGCGCCUGGCCCACGGGCGAGCGCCACAUCCGACACCAGCUGCCGGACUCGGUACUCGAUAUCAUCGAAGACAAAGUUGAGGAGCUUGACGACCUAGUGGGCAAGAUUGAGGGAAGGCUUUACAGGUUGACGCUUACAACGUCGAGAGGGGAGAGGAUCACUCCGCAUAAUGGGUAUCUGGAAUGGCUUGCGGUAAGUCUAUUUAGACAAUGGCUCGCUGAAAGCACGGCACCUCCUCCUCCUCCCCCUCCACGGCCUAGAACCUCGCAGUCGAGGAGUGGACACGGUCACGCGAGGAACAACAGUAUAACCGCCACCGCAGCAGCAGCAACGCAACACGCCAACCACACGGUCCAGCAACUCUCUCCGCUCCCGGCCUCCUCUUCCCUCUCCUCUCCGUCAGCAGCACCCACAAACCCCAACCUCGGCCGCGUGUUCCGCACUUUGGGCACGAGCCCGGCGACGUACCUCGGCCACGACGAGUGCAAGCGGUUCUUGAAGCUGACGCCGGAGUACUACUCGCGGGAGAACGUGAAGCGCUUCGAGAAGAAGCUCGAGGAGUUGAAGGGCUUGGCGAGGGAGGUUUGCCGGCCGCUGAUGCGGUGCUACCUGCUGGGCGAUGGGGCGGGCGCGAAUUACCUGACGUGUACCAAGGUUUCGGAGAGGGAUUUUCCGUGGAAUGAAUGA
This is a messenger RNA of Drepanopeziza brunnea f. sp. 'multigermtubi' MB_m1, 1566 nucleotides long. RefSeq lists its product as uncharacterized. The record is from RefSeq and is a predicted model, not a curated record. NCBI's taxonomy places the organism in Eukaryota, Fungi, Ascomycota, Leotiomycetes, Helotiales, Drepanopezizaceae. Gene Ontology annotation, molecular function: protein binding.